CUGCACAAACUUGCAAGAAAAACUCGAAGGCUGUAAAAAAGUCAUCUGCGGUGCUAGCGUAAAGAAAGUAAUAUUCUGGAGGUGCGCUUUGCUUCAACAUGUCGAACAUGUCGAAUCGUGGCCAAAUCGAAAAUCAAGAGAUCCAACGUAUUUCUUGCUCUUUCCCCAACUUCAUCUGUCACAACUACAAUUCUUGCUGACUAUCUCCGAACCAGGACAAGAACUUCUACUUCUAGAACUUGUGAUAUAUAAAUACGAAAUGUGCUAGUGGUAAAAGUAAAUAUCGCCAUAUCUUCGACGAGUAACAGCAUCGAUACCCUUUCUUGGAGGCUGCAAUCAAAGAUUUUCAUUUUCAUUUUGAUUUUCUCGUUGGAAGACAAAAAAGAGCAUCUUUUCUCCUUGUGCUUGUCAAGAACGACACUCAACGCGUUAGUCUACCGUAUUCUUGGUGAAAUAUUCCUAAGCAAGAAAAUGAAGGUUUUUUCUGGAGGUUGUGGUCUUCGUCGCACGUUGGCUGCAAGUGCAGUCCUCGUGGCGUGUCUUGAUGGUGUGGCAGCAAAAAAAAUGUUUCUUUUGAACAAGCUUCCUUUCUUUGGCGGAGGAAGUAGCUCCUCAUCCUCUGCACCAGUAGCCGCCGUUCCAAGGGCCCCUGUUUCUGCUUCAUCUUCAGGAACAUCUUCUGGUUCUGCAUCAGCCGCUGUCGCGACUCGUCGAGGUCAUCCUGCUUCAUCUACUGCACGAACUCCUGAUUGGUAUCCUGACUGGUACCUUCUUUGGACGAAGGAGCAAAUGGAUUUGGCAAAGGAGUAUGCGGUCUUCUAUACGGAUUUCAAGAACAUGAUCAUACACGACAGUGGUCUUUCUAAAAAUGCGGCUCCUUCUCCUGACUGGAGUUUUCUUCAGGAGGACGCUGAGGAUAAAAAACUAUUCGAAGCCCUGAAAAUUGUAGCCAAAAGCGCACAUGCAGAAGUGGUAAAACUGCACGAUAUUUUUUUUAAGAUUCAUGUUGAACUCAUGUACAUGUCGAAUUAGAUCCGCAACGAAAUGAGACGUGGGCAGCUAGUACACAGAGUAAUCAUGCAUGGACAUGGUAUCGAGAUGAAGAUCUACUAUUUUCAUAAUCAAUCAGUGUGAAGCCAUGAUGUAGUUUAGCGUGAUCAUACUGCUACUUACUACAAUCCGGUCUUGUUCUAAUGUGUUUGGUGGAAAAAUUGGAGCAGCUGUCGAGGACGCUGAGUUUGAGGACGCGUUGAAUGCUUACGUAGAGACGAGCAGGAGUGAGGAGCAGGCAAGCGUCGUGCGAAAGCAGUAUCGGAAGCAGUUGGAAUUGGCUGACAAGUGCAUGUCGAAGUUGUUUUUCAGACACGAAGCUUUUCUUGACAAGCCCACUCCCAAGGUUGACCGUCUCUUUGUUAAGGCCCACUCCGAAUGUUGAGCCUUGUGAAAAAGUAUAAUUUCACUUGAUGAAUUUGAAUAGUAAGGUGUACUCAGCACCGUGUGCUUGUUCUGCUUUACAUUAGCUGAGACGGACAGCACUGUCAGACACGCACACGUGACCACGACAUUGCUCUGCUUCUAAUUUCAGUGGAGUAGAGAUGUUGAAGUUUUCAAGCGAACGAAAGAAUAAGCUUCAUCGUCGUUUCUGGAGUGAGACUGUGGCUGUCGGCUUCCACAAAAUCCGCAAGCAGGGCGAGCAGCGUAGGGAGUUACUAAGAAGAUUGUUGGGCGACAAUGACGGCAAACGCUCAUCGGACGCAGUCGAGAAACGUAAAAACUUGUAUCAGGAACUCAUGUGGCAACUCACCAGCGUGGCUUCGGAACUGCGUACUGACCUAGAAAAGAACAUAUUUAGCGAAGAGGACCAAGAUGCUACCGAUGACGAUGAAGGGGAACAAGAUGCUAGCGAUGAAGAUGAACAGAUGUCUCACGAUUCAGCUGAAGACUCGGACGAUUCAGGAACCACUGACGAAGAGUUACAAGCGGUAUUAUGGCGCGAUUACAAAAUGCUCGAUAAUAUGGUACUUAGAAAUGUUGUACAACUACAAGAACAAUAAUAUUUAAUAGCAAGAGUGAUAGCAUGUUUUUUAGGCUAUCGAUGUUAUCGCUGAAUAUGUACAAUAAGAAUUACAAUAAGUGACAAAUGUGAUCAAGUAGUACUCAGACGCGUAUUGGUCGAGAAGAUGAUCUUGGACUGAGAAAAGCAUCAAAUUGAAUCAUACAACUCGUAAGCAGCUCUAAGACCAGGGGAUGAAGAUGAUGCUUUUCCUCUGCGAUGGGGUACACUACUACUACCUCCUGGUGCUAACGGUACGGCUAACAGAGGAAAUGUGGCUCUAGGUUCAGAAUUACCUCAGGAAUUUCUUGCUCCCGUUGCGCGCAAUGAUGACAGCCGUCAGGAAGCAUCCGCGGCCGAUGAAUUCUUGUAUUUUUCUACAUCACAGAUUCAGACGCACCAUCGAUGAUGUAUAAUUUUGUCUGUGUCCCCUGGUGAGGUUUUUCUCCUUCACGUUGAGUAGAGUACUAAAGAUUUUUCAGAAGAGCACUAAUAUGUCUAUGAUCUUUCUCCCGUGGGAAUCUGUUGCGUGCGAGGUCGUUUUCUGUCAUCUCGUUAUUAUCGGAAAUCGUUCUUUCUGGAGGUAGCAAAGAUCAUUGUCCCUGCUGGUACAACAAAACCACUACAACUUCUACUGCUACAGUCGUAAAAUAUAAAUAGCACCAUGCAGGAGUACUACUAGUCCUCGCAAGUGCAUCUUUUUGCUAGGUCAGAUCGGAGACAUAUGACAUGACAAGUUCAUCUUCUCUCAUUCUCUAACCUUCAGGUCUGCCGACGAGGGCGAUGGCCCGGGCGCUGCCACGCAAACAGCUGCAGCGAAGAGCAACAAAGAGAGGAAGAAGGAGAAGAGGAAGCAAUUAAAGAGGCAGAAGAAACAGCACCAACAACAAGUUGGACAAAAAUCGAACUUUCCAAGCAAAGCUACGAGCCAUCAGCCGCAAAACCUAUCGAAGGUCAAUCCCAAGAUCGGAAAGACGAAGCAACCAUCGAAGGCACAGCAAAAGGCCGCCAAACAAGCUGCACGACGACAAGCGCGGAAUCAGAAGGGGAACAGGAGGAAAUAGAUAGGCGUAACUAAAGCGAAAAGGUGAUGACAAACAAUAACGAGCAGCAAGUCUAAGAAACAUAUUCUAGCAAAGUGAUGAAAAUACGUUUUGCGCAAGAACCAUGUGAGAUGGUCUAAGGACUUUAUAAAAGUAUCACGAUUAUCUUGGAGGCGAAAACCAUUGACGCACGUUAUGGGGCUAGCAUAUGCUACCCCUGUAACCGAACAAAAUCUAGCAGCUUUUCGUAUAAAAGCUACUAUUCUUUCGAAAUAUAGCAUAAACACAAAAAUAAGUACGUAAAUCUAGAACUACCAAGUAGAAGUAUCCAAGGUCUAGUUAGUAGUAAAUACCUGACGAGGACUCGUGAAAAAUUUAUUCAAUUACAGCCGAAUUGUAACUCAGGACGCAGUGAAGCACUGUGACUCUCCUGGCUUCCCUCACUUUAUUCUCUUUCAGGAAGUCUUGAGAUCAUGUGAAGCUCCUGGGACUCUUUCUUUAUUUUUUCUGAUAUCCAUGAUAUUGAUAGGCAAAGACGCGACGGACUAGUGCUGCUCAUUUUCAGACAGUCAAGGGUGAAUUUAGCUAUCGUUAUUUUGUGCUUUUUACUUCCCUUGUCGUGAGCAGGACUGCCGAGCGCCUUCGAGCAAAGCACUCCUCUGAAUAUCAACAUCCAAACCAUUGAAUUACAAAAAUACUACAAACAGUAACAGGAUUUAUUUUCAGCUGACGAACAAGCAUCAUGACAUGAGGAUGAGUAACGGAUUCUCUCACAUUCACCGUCAAGAUGAAUGAUAGUCCACCGCCAAGAAACCCAAGAUGCAUGAUUCAAGUGUUCGUUGAAGUUGUUGAAUUGAGCUCAACAUGUGCAUCAGCAUUAAGAACACGUCCAUCGCGGCGAAUCGUUGUUGUGCUGACCAAAUAUUCACGUGAAAGCGAAUGCACUUCUGUCACAGUCACAACACCGUCGAACGCCUCACUUACUGCACAAACUUGCCAGAAAAAGUUGAAGUCUG
Molecule: messenger RNA, 4112 nt
Organism: Amoebophrya sp. A25
Lineage: Eukaryota; Dinophyceae; Syndiniales; Amoebophryaceae
Source: the annotation of a GenBank genome assembly